ACAUCCUGGUGGAGAGGGGGAGACAAAAGAGCAAACAUUUCUAAUGUGAAAUCGUUUAUAAGUAUAGCAGUACAACGCUACACAACAACGAAGUUGUGCCCUGCCUCACAUCACUGUGAAUGAGCGAACAUGACAGAACACAGAGAUUCAGCAAUCAGGAACAAAGUAAUGUCUGAACAUCAGUGCAGCCUUCAUCUGAAUGAAGGUAGGAAGUCUUGUAUCAUUUUUUUGAUGAUCUUAUCUGUAAUGAACUCAAGUUCCAUAAGAUGACUAGCAAGACAUCAAGCUAAAAUCAAACAACGACUCUGCAGAAUCCUAUUAAAUUUAGCUGUCUCCAUUCACUGGGCAAUCAUUGUGUAUGAGCAAGAAAAUGCUGGAGAUCGUUCAUGUUAUUGUUUAUUAUUUAUGUCAAAUUUAACUUUUCGUCGUUGACUUUCACCGCUCUUUCAUUCGGGCUCUUUCAAUUUGUCUCAUCAACAAACCGGACCAAAGACAACGUGCUACAAAAACAUAGCAGGAGUACGAACAUGAACAAGGCCGCAUAGCUGUUUCGAUCGGCCAGAUAUUUCCAUUUAUUAAAAAAAUACUACAACACUACCACUCACUUGUAAAAAUGUUCUCUAUAACAAUCUCGCUAUGGUAAUUUACCUUUGCUUCGACACACAUGGCUUUCUCCCUCUCACAACACGAUUACUGGAAACGGCUAGCGUAGAGCAGGAACUACCUUGCCAACACCAGCGUCGAAAAAGCGCUUACCCGUUUCUCAUUCUCUCGCGCUGAUUGGGUAAUAUUGUGAGGGGCCGGCAGCAUUGUCGCAUCUUAUUGGUGUAAACAAAUGUCCAUCAAAUAUGGUGUGCGGAAUUACUGGGUGGGACGGGUUAACGAAUUCUGCCUAAAACGAUAGUUUGGUUGACGGAGCAGUGAAAGCAGUCGGCUUAUCGUCGGCGUUUUUUCCCUCAAAUCCCUCACGCAGAAGCAGGUUGAGAGAUGGCAGAAGCUGCUGCAGCCCACCACAUCUCCAGCUGUGUCCCUUGCCACAGUGCCACAGGUGAAGCUCACCAAGAUUGAUAGGAGGUCUUCCUGGAGCUCUUCAAGCAUGCGGCCACUGUGUGGGAAUGGCUAGAGAAAGAAUGGGCUUUCCAACUACUCCCAGGCUAUUAGGGGAAGUCCAGCUAGACACCCAGCAGCUGCCACUAUAGACAUAGUGAAGUGUUCCAGCAUAUAGAGAAUGAUCCAGAAGUGCAUUGGCUGGACACUUGAGGAACACCACCAAUAUUUCUGGAUAGUGCAGCUGAAAGACAAGCGGGACACAGUACAGGUCAUUAAGUAGACAGUACUGAAGUAAUCUGUCUGUCAUCUCUCAACAGGAACGACAGAGUGGGUCCAGUGUCACUGGCCCAUGCCCAUGGAUAAAUACAUUCAGUUGCCAGAGGAUCACAUGACAGCAGUGGUCCAGACAUCUCCCUUUUCUCUAACUCUCUCCCUCCUACUUCUCUAAUCCCAGCUCCCCAGGCACCAAUGUGUAGGGCCCCCAACAGUCAUGUGAUUAAACCUUUGACCAAGUGAGGCAAUUGAUGGUCAACAAAUUCAGCCUAUUUUGCACUAUUGAAUAAUGCAGAAUAUGCAAACUAAAGAAGAAAUUACCGAGUUGUUAGUGCCUUACGGAACCCCUGUUCCAUGUGGCUCAUCAUAAUCCCAUGGUUGGGUAUUUGGACCAAGAAAUAAAAUCCACUGGCCACUCCAAAAGUGCCACUAUGUCCACUUUCACUGAUCAAGGUUCCCCCUUAAAAGUAUUGUUGUGGACCUUUGUCACACCAUUAGAACUGUAUGCACAAGGACAUUACUUUGUUAGUUGUGCUUCUCCACAGCAUCUCAGCACACAGCAUUGCAGAGGCACUUUUCCGUGUUUUCUCUCGAGAUCCUGACUGACCACUGCAUUUCAUUUAUGUCACACUCUUCAAGAACUGAAUGAAUUAUUAUGAAAUAAAUUGAGUACUAUCCACAGAUGGAUGGGCUGGUAUGACUGGUUUAAUCAAAUGUUUAAAAAAAAUGAAAAGUUAAUUUAUGUUGAUGCUUGAAAUUGGGAUAAGUGGCUCUUGAAGUGCACUUGUUUGCAGUGUGAGAUGUCCCACAGGUGGUGUGCAGCAUGUCAUUAAUGUCAGCUGGUGAAUCCACUGGCCACGCCAAAAGCAACAUUGCGUCCACUUCCAGUGAUGAAGGCAAUCUGGGUCAGCUGCAGGUCAGAUGGUUCUCCAGUCUGAGUCAGGCAGUGGGGGUAUCUGCCAGCAGGGUGUGGUCAACCAUCAGCUGUGAUCAGAGGGGAGUAACUGGCAAGAGAGAGUGAGAUAUAGGGUUUGAUAUAGUUGCAAGAACCUGCAAGACAUGCACACACCCCUACACACCUAUACACAAGCAGCAGAGCGUGAACUUGAACCUGAUGGAUCAAGAGGUAUGAGUCUGGGAUGGACCAGUUUUCUGCUGUUGUCCUCCUCCUAAAUGACAGUAAUGAGAAAAUUCCAGUGUCUUCCUCCACACACACACACACACACACCGGGGGUUUAUAGUACAAAUAUUUGAUAAAAUAAUAGUGUGGAGUAUCAUGCAGUUUUAAAACACUUUUUAUGUUUCUAUGAUAAAGAUAGUUGAUAAUAUAUGUCAUAUUUAGUGUGUUGACCUAUAGACUAAAAGUUGUUGCAGUAAAAGAAAUUAUUAAAAAAAAUUGUUUUAACAUAUUCUUCCACAUUUUGCUGCUGAUAUAUAAAAGAGAAAGGAAGAAGAAUAGAGAAAUAUACAGAGAGAUUUGUAUUGCGUGGGCUGUGCUAAAGGGGGGGUCCUGGGUAGAUGGGAUAAAUAAGGCUGGAGUCAUAUGCUUCAUAGCACUUCCAGUCUCUUCUUGCCUUAUCCUGCACUGCAAAGGAGAAAUGGCUACAUCAGACAGAUCCUUUGAUGAUGGCUCUCAAAUGUAAUUUAAAUUAAACAAAUUCCAUUUGCUUUUCCCACAGAUACUAUAGCAAACUACAAAGAAAAUCACAGUAGUUGGAAACAUUGUUUUAAGAGACAGAAACAGGACAAGAUAAGCCUUUUAGCCCUUUCAGUUACUUUAAAAAGAUAUUUUACCUUGUAUAUUCCCGGUGUAUUAGGUGGAUUACCAGAUAUUAACAGCAUUUAAGAACAUGAACACAGUAUUAGGUUGUGUAAACACUGGAGUCCCCACUCUUAUGGGGUUAAUUCUGCUGUGGUAUCCCUCGUUGGUUACAAGUCAGAAUGACACUGAGCCUAUUGUACUGGAAGGUAAAUGUUUAGUGGUCUGUGACUCUACACCGUCUUCUGAACCAGCAAAUAAUGCACUGGGCAUGUCAGUACGCUCAGGCACUGGCCGAGUGGCCUUCUCUGCCACUCGUCAAACCAACCAUGAGCCCACAGAUAUGAGCAAUCGUACUAUGAUCAUCUACUUUGAUCAGAUCUUGGUGAAUGUCGGUGGGCAUUUUGACCAGGAGAGUAGUGUGUUCUUGGCCCCAAGGAGAGGGGUGUACAGCUUUAACUUCCAUGUUGUGAAAGCUUACAACAGACAAACCAUACAGGUAAGCUUGAUGCUGAAUGGAUGGCCAAUGAUUUCUGCCUUUGCUGGUGACCAGGAUGUAACCAGAGAGGCAGCCACUAAUGCUGGAUUGGUGAUAAUGGAAAGAGGUGACAAGGCCUACCUUAAACUGGAGCGGGGCAAUUUGAUGGGGGGCUGGAAAUAUUCCACUUUCUCAGGCUUUCUUGUCUUCCCCCUGUGAGCAAUCCAUGUGUACAGAAUGGUUGAUAGAAAACUCAUUUAAAGUAAAGGGAGGGAGGGGGGUGCUCACUUGAAUGUCAUUAUGUCCAAGUAAGCAAGACUAGUCUAACAAUAGAAUAAUAAAUUAUCAGAUGAUUUGUAAGCAACAUAUACAGUUUGAUGGUAUUUUUAGCAGAGUUUAAAUAAGCAAGAUCAUUAAAUAUAAAUAAGAAAUAAGGAAAUACAAAUUGCUUGAUUUAAAUGUUUUCUUGUACAGUACUGUAAGGUCUUAAACACCCUAUUUUUAGUAAGAUUUUUGUUAUAGAUGUUCAUAUGACGUCUACAUUAGUGAAUCUGGCUAACCUGCCCAUUUCUAUGUACCCAGUGUUCUAUAGUUUUUAGACAUGAUGGUCAAGCCUUAUGAAAGCAGAUACACAUUCCAUCAUGCACCUGAAGCUCUUUGACAGUUCUGUAGCAAAACCAUGUCUUUUGUGAUGUAAAAUGCUCUAACAGAUCCUCAGAGAUGUGUUCUUUGCAUGAACCAAGGCAACUAAAAUUAGCUACAGUUUAUAAUAAUUUACCAUUGACUAUAUGACUUUAGCUAACACUUCUCAAUUACAGAACAAGCACAGAAAAAAGUGCACAUCACCAAUAUGCUAAAAGUCAUUGAGAAUAACGAUAUGUUGUGUGAAGAUUAAACACGCUGAUUACUAUUUACCAGUAGAUUUUCAUUUGGUACCUUAGCUACACAUUAUAUAAGUAUGUUUGCUAUUAAUUGAUAGCUCAGUCAGUCAAGACUCAAUGCUAAAAUCUUUUACUGACAAAGGUAAAAUCAAUAUAUGUAUGCAAAUUAUAUAAAUGGAAUUAUGUACAUAUAAAUUAAUAAUGUUGUUCAUACCACUUUGAGAUUUUGUGUUACGUAUUAAGUACAUACACCGAUCAGGCAUAACAUUAUGAGCAGUGACAGGUGAAGUGAAUAAGACUGAUGAUCUCCUCAUCAUGGCACCUGUUAGUGGGUGGGAUAUAUUAGGCAGCAAGUGAACAUUUUGUCCUCAAAGUUGAUGUGUUAGAAGCAGGAAAAAUGGGCAAGUGUAAGGAUUUGAGCGAGAUUGACAAGGGCCAAAUUGUGAUGGCUAGACCACUGGAUCAGAGCAUCUCAAAAACUGUAGCUCUUGUGGGGUGUUCCCGGUCUGCAGUGGUCAGUAUCUAUCAAAAGUGGUCAAAGAAAGGAACAGUGAACCGGCGACAGGGUCAUGGACGGCCAAGGCUUAUUGAUGCACUAGACUAUUUAUCAAGCCAAUUCAUAAAACUUAACUACGUAGUUAAUUUAUCAAGCUAAAUUACAAAUGUAACUAUCUAGCUAACCUGAAAAGCUAAUUGACAAAACUAACUAUUUAUCUAAAAUUCUAAAUUAAACAAAAUUAGAGAACAUAGCUAGAUAGCUAAAUUAUCAAACCAAAAUUUACCAUAUUUAACUAGCUUUGUAAUUUAUCAAGAUAACUUAUUACAUAAUUUAACAAACUAAAUAACAACGAUUUUAGGCAACAUAACUACUAGCUAGCUAAUUUAGCAAGUUAUUUUACAAAAACUAAAUAACUAGUAACUUAUACAUAACACAUUGAUAAAUGAAUUCAGGUUCAUUUCUGCUUCUAAUGAUUAAAUCAUUAGAAAAAGAUUUAAGUGUUAAGUUUUAAAGAUGUUAAGGCAGACAGACUUCUUUACUUUUGUUAAAUUAGCUAAUCUAAGGCAAGGUUAUAAACUAAUAUAAACAAAAAGUAAACAGCAAUCAAAAAUAUAACAAGAAAUUCAGUUGAUGCAGCCAUUUCUGCAUAUUUAAUAGGGCUUCAUUUUGUCAUAUGAGACUAUAUACCAUAUAAAGUUAGGUCCUUGUGCAGAAUACUGCCCUUGUCACAUGUGUUGGCUCUAGUGAGCCUGGAAGUUAACAGGGUCAUGUACAGUAUAGAAUGAUCCUUCUUCUUUUCUGACGUAAACACUUUGUAUGCAUCCACCAAUUUCCAUGAUCUUUUAUUUUACUCUGCAAAGGCCUGCUUUCAGAGACAUGUCUAUAUAAAAUGUCAUUAAAGUAAUUAAAAUUGUCCUCCUUAAACAAUAUUUAGAUUUUUUAUUUAAACAAGAGGUCUUUAUUCCCUCUAUACAGCCAUCCAAACAUACUGAAAAACAUGGUGCAACUGUCCAAGGGUACACAUAUGGAGCGUUUGGCAAGCUAGCACUUAUGCCUUUGUUGGACUCCUAUGGACAUAACUCAAGCUGUUUGGGAUUGGUUCAAAGAAUCUCUCUCUCUCUCUCUCUCUCUCUCUCUCUCUCUCUCUACCUACCUACCACACAUGCAAACAAACCAAAGAACAAGUUCUAGAAUUUGAAGAAGGGUGCCCACUGGUAGAAUGGCAGUAAAAACACACACACACACACACGCACACACAAACACACAAACCUUAAGCCAUUAGAAGCCCUUAUCUAAAGUGAGUUAAAGAAAAACUAGUUUCCAUCAAACUGCAUGCAUAUUAUUGUAUUAUAUGUAUGUAUAUUAAGUUGGUUGAAUUCAAUAUUUUAGCUACUCAAAAUAUCUCACUGCAAUUUCACAUUGUUCAUUCAUUUAACUCAGAAUGUUUUCUGUGAACAGUGCAAUCCCAUUUUGAAGCCCUAGCCACUUAGGACUUAUUAAAGCCAAUGUUUUUCUUGGUGUUUAUUACAUGUUCAUAUACACAUGUUUGAAUGGGAAGAUCAUUAAUGGACAAAUCAUUAAUGCAUCAUUUUGAGACCCACCUAGAAGCACUGCUUCACUGGAUGUGAAUAGAAGGUUUUAAAAAACAAACAAAAACAUAUUUGUGUUCUGAGUUUAUUGGACAAUGCACUGUUUGACAUGGAUGCACAGUUUCUCUUUAUCUUGGAUUACAAGUGGGUGGAACCUUGUAACCACCUGCCAAUCACUAAAUCAGGAACAAAUAUGACUGACAUCUCAAAUUAAAUCAUAGCCAUGACAGAAUCACUUGAAACAUGCUAUAGCUGUGGGGAAUAAAAGCCUCAAAGUAUAAAGUUCUGUUUGAUUAUUUAUAUUAAUUUCUUCAAUUUGUUUUUAAUAAGUCUAGCUAGCCAUCUCUUUGUUCUUCAGCUAGCAGCUUGGGCCCUUUUUGGGAUGAAAUGGCAGACAAUGAUAAUGUCCUGAUUUUUGAAAAGUCAUGCUCAAAAAUUAAAGAAGAGGACAGAUUAACACAGAUUAUUUUAAUUUUAAAUUAAGGAAGUGAAAAAGGCUCUUCAAGAUGUCUCUGUUCAGUAACAAUAAUUGGCUGUGUUUAAAUUCCAUGUCUUUAAAUCCCUAUGAAUGAGCGAUAACAUUAGAAUGAGCACAUUAACAUAAAUCAAUUGUUCAAAAUAGUGUAGCUCACACACAUUUAGCUUAGUGGAAACAGAUCUUAGACUGUAGGACUAU
This is a messenger RNA of Hemibagrus wyckioides, 7205 nucleotides long. It is a transcript of the gene cbln12, whose product is annotated as cerebellin 12. NCBI's taxonomy places the organism in Eukaryota, Metazoa, Chordata, Actinopteri, Siluriformes, Bagridae. Gene Ontology annotation, molecular function: protein binding. The record is from RefSeq and is a predicted model, not a curated record. The transcript is spliced from 6 exons. Gene Ontology annotation, cellular component: glutamatergic synapse; synaptic cleft. Bases 3174 to 3779 code for a protein of 201 amino acids.